AUGAUCUUUGGUUGUGGACAAGACAAUGAAGGCCUCUUCAACAAGAAUGGAUCAGGCAUGAUCGGCCUCGCAUGUGGAUCGGUGUCUCUUAUCUCUCAAAUGAGUUCUUCAGUUGAUGGGGAAUUCUCCUACUGCCUUGGGCAGGCCUUUUCAAGACUCAACUCUUCAAGCAAAAUGAGCUUUGGCAGUGAAGCUGUGGUUCCUGGUGUCAUGGUGGUUUCUAACCCCUUACUUCUACAAGACCGAAAAUCUUUUUAUUAUCUAAGGUUGGAAGCAAUGAGUGUGGGACGUAAGAGAUUGCAAUAUAACGGUUCACUGAGCUCCUCAUUUGCUCCAGCAGAGGGCAAUAUUAUCGUCGAUUCCGGGACUACGUUGACAUUGCUACCAGAAGACUUUUACAAUAAGCUGGAAUUGGCAGUGAGUAAGGCCAUAUGGUUAAGACGUGCAAGUGAUCCUCGUUGCUUCCUAAGCCUUUGCUACCGGACCAAAUCUGGUGCUAUCAAAGCUCCGUUAAUUACUGCACAUUUCGCUGGUGCAAAUGUGAAGCUGACUGCAGUGAACACCUUCUUAAGAUUGUCAAUGGACGUUGUCUGCUUUGCUUUCAGACCUAUUAAUCAGAGUGUCGCUGUCUUCGGCAACAUGGCACAAACGAAUCUCUUGAUAGGCUAUGACCUUAAGAAAGAUACUGUUUCUUUUAAGCCUACUGAUUGCACCAAAAAUGAAUUUGGUGUCAUAGCAUAG
This is a messenger RNA of Prunus avium (sweet cherry), 741 nucleotides long. NCBI's taxonomy places the organism in Eukaryota, Viridiplantae, Streptophyta, Magnoliopsida, Rosales, Rosaceae. The record is from RefSeq and is a predicted model, not a curated record.